AAAGUUUCGCUCGGACUUAUAACACGCCAUCGUCCGAUUAUUUCUUUUCACCCCAACUCACCACUUUCACCAUGAUCGGUCGUUCCUCUUUGCUGGCAAAGUCUGUCGCGAGAAAUAUCUCCACCAAUGGCUUCAGGCGUCUGGCUUCUACUAAGUCUCUCAAAGAAACCCUGCAAGAAGUCAUUCCGGCCAAGCAGGAACAACUCAAGAAACUAAAAGCCGAACAUAGUCAAGCAGUAGUCGGAGAAGUCAAGGUGGAGAACAUCCUGGGUGGCAUGCGCGGUCUCAAAGCCAUGCUCUGGGAAGCCUCUGUCUUGGACCCGAAUGAGGGCAUCCGGUUCCACGGAAUGACCAUCCCGGACUGCCAAAAGGUGCUCCCCUCGGCACCUGGUGGUAAGGAGAUGACAGCUGAGAGCAUGCUUUGGCUGCUCCUCACUGGCAAAGUUCCCACCGCGGAGCAAAGCCGUCAACUGUCCGCUGAGCUCGCAGAGAAGGGAGAACUCCCGCCUUUUGUCGAGAAGCUUAUUGACUCCCUACCAAAGACUCUCCACCCGAUGACGCAGUUGGGUAUGGGUGUUGCAGCUUUGAACCAUGACUCCGUGUUCCAGGAAGCAUAUGAGCGUGGAAUCAAGAAGCCGGAGUAUUGGACGUACACUCUUGAAGACUGCUUGAACCUCAUUGCGAAGCUCCCUGCUUUGGCGGCGCGUAUUUACCGCAACGUCUACCACCCCGAUAGGUCGAUUGUACCUAUUAACAAGAAUUUGGAUCUUGUCGGUAACUACUCCCACAUGCUCGGGUUUGGUCAAAAUGAACACUUGACGGAGUAUCUCCGUUUGUAUAUCGCCUUGCACGGUGACCACGAAGGUGGUAAUGCUUCGGCUCACACUGCUCACCUUGUUGGAUCGACGCUCUCUGACCCGUAUAUCUCCUACUCCGCGGCUCUCUUUGCACUCGCUGGACCUCUUCACGGCCUAGCGAACCAGGAAGUGCUGAGAUGGCAGAUGGCCAUGCAGAAGGAGAUUGGUGACAACAUAACGCAUGAGAACAUCAAGGAGUACCUCUGGAAGACGUUGAAGGGUGGUCAAGUCGUUCCUGGAUAUGGGCACGGGGUCCUGCGUAACCCCGAUCCUCGGUUUGUUGCUCUUCAGGAAUUCUGCAAGACACGCCCGGAUCUGCAAGCAAGCCCCAUCAUUCAGCUCGUACAGCAGACGGCUGAGAUAGCCCCCGAUGUUCUGAAGGAGCAUGGAAAGACGAAGAACCCUUACCCGAAUGUCGACGCAACUUCAGGCUGCGUGUUGUACCAUUACGGUCUGACUGAGUUCAAGUACUACACCGUUAUCUUCGGUGUUUCCAGAGCUUUGGGAGCUCUGACCCAACUGGUCUGGGCACGAGCAUUGGGACUGCCUCUCGAGCGGCCUAAAUCGUAUUCGAUGGACGCCCUCCAGAAGCUCAUCAAGAACUAGAUGGAGAUUGCCAGAGAGACUAAGACGUCCAUUAUGGGUAUGAUAUGCGCUUUGCUGCUGAUUUUUCGUUGUUGAUAAGGGUCUCUGGCAUGAUUUUACUGGCAUGAUUUUUAUUGGAACCACAUUUAUAUCCCGCAAAAUAUGGAAACGUAAUAGAACGCGAUACUUCGUACACUUGAG
Messenger RNA from Suillus paluster, 1643 nucleotides. Its product is annotated as citrate synthase-like protein. Gene Ontology annotation, biological process: carbohydrate metabolic process; tricarboxylic acid cycle; citrate metabolic process. Bases 72 to 1463 code for a protein of 463 amino acids. The record is from RefSeq and is a predicted model, not a curated record. Lineage: Eukaryota; Fungi; Basidiomycota; Agaricomycetes; Boletales; Suillaceae. Gene Ontology annotation, cellular component: mitochondrial matrix. The transcript is spliced from 16 exons.